This is a messenger RNA of Paramuricea clavata, 2787 nucleotides long. The record is from the annotation of a GenBank genome assembly. NCBI's taxonomy places the organism in Eukaryota, Metazoa, Cnidaria, Anthozoa, Malacalcyonacea, Plexauridae.
AUGACAUUUUGGUCUUUCAAUGCUCGAAGUAUCGUGAAUAAAGAUAGAGAAUUAAGGACCCGAUUGUCAUCUUAUGAUUAUGACGUGAUUGCCGUGACAGAAACCUGGCUAGAUUCUUCGAUUAACGAUGGUGAAAUCUUUCCUAGUUCCUAUCAAGUUAUUAGGAAAGACCGGUCAAGAAGCGGGGGUGGAAUAUUAGUAGCAUGCAGUCAUCAUUUGAGUGUUAGAAGACGUUUUGAUUAUGAAACCGAAUGCGAAGUGCUCUGGUGCGAGGUUGUCAUACCAAAUCCGCUUACAACCAUGCUAGUGGGAGUUUUUUAUCGGCCGCCGUCGACAGACUUGAACUAUAUGCAAGAACUGGAAAAAUCUUUAUCGAUGAUUGAACGUAAUGGCAAAAACUUAACACUUGUAUUACUUGGAGAUUUUAACUUCCCAAAUAUUAAUUGGUUCGCUCCGUCGCCUUCGACUUUAUGCACCGACGGUACUUCUGCAUAUUUUUGUGACAUGAUCGAUGACAACUUUUUACAUCAAAUGAUAAAUGUACCUACUCGAAAAGGUAACAUUCUUGACCUUGUCCUUGUAAAUAAACCAGAAUUAAUGCUUUGGUCAAACGUUUGUGAAGGCUUAGCUAACUCUGAUCAUGAUUCUAUUGAAUUUGCACUGAAAGUUAAGAUUGCUCGCCGUAAAUGUAGUCCCAGACUAGUAUACGAUUAUAAAAAUGCUGACUGGGACGGUUUAAAAGAGGAUUUUAGAAAUAUCCCAUGGAACUGUAUUGACUUGGUAUCGGAUAUUGAGGUUGUUUGGAGUUCGUGGAAGAGUUUGUUUUUCAAAGCUGUUGAACGUAAUAUCCCUUCCAAAUUCCUUUCGUCUAAGCGGAAUGUUCCUUGGUUUAACUCGGACAUUAAGAAAUUAAUUCACAAAAAACAAAGGCUAUGGAAAAUAGCGAAAUCCUCUGGGAGUCCUAAUAAAUGGUCCAAUUAUAAAAAAUUGAAUAAUGAAGUUAAAGAUAAAUUAAGGAAAGCUUACUUCAGAUAUGUUAAUAAUCUUACAAACUCCCUUGGGGCGAACCCAAAGAAGUUUUGGACUUUUGUCAAGUCCCGCACAGGUACAUCAAGUGUUCCAAAAACAAUCGAAUUUAAUGGCCUUAAAGGGUACAGUCCUUCAUCAAUUGCCCAUCUUUUUAACACAUUUUUUCAUUCUGUAUUCAAUAAACGUGACGAAUCAUCGGUCCCGUACUACACAUUGUAUACAAAUCAUGUCAUUAAAAACUUGGUAUGUUCAGUAGACGAUGUUGCUAGUCUAUUAUCUGAAUUAGAUAUUACUAAAUCUUCCGGUCCAGAUAAAAUUUCACCAAGGAUUUUAAAAGAAUGUGCUUAUGGACUCGCUCCUUCCCUGACUCGUAUAUUCAAUUUAUCACUGAGUACUGGUGAGUUACCUAACGACUGGAAAACGGCAAAUGUAGUACCAAUAUAUAAGGCAGGUGAACGUGUUAUGGCUGUAAACUACCGUCCAAUCUCUCUCACGAGUAUUGUUGUUAAAACCUUAGAACGCAUGGUUCACAAACAUAUUAUGAAUUUUCUCUCAGAGUUGCGCCUAUUAUGUGAAAACCAACAUGGCUUCAGAAGGUUUCGAUCAUGUCUUACGCAACUGCUACAGCUAGUACACCACUGGUUCUCGGUGCUGGAUAAACAAGGCGCAAUUGACGUUGCAUUUUUAGACUUUGCGAAAGCGUUUGACAAAGUAUCUCAUCCACAUCUCAUCAAUAAGCUUAAAUCUUAUGGAAUAAGUGAUCCGCUAAUAAAAUGGAUAAAUAAUUUUCUAUCUGGCAGAAAACAAAGGGUUGUGAUUGAUGGUCAUCAAUCAAAUUGGUUAGAGGUCACUUCAGGAGUUCCCCAGGGAAGUAUCAUAGGACCUUUAAUGUUUCUUGUUUACAUCAACAACUUACCUUCAAGUGUGACUAGUAAUGUCGACCUUUUCGCUGACGAUAGUAUUAUUCAUCGUCAAAUUUCUACAAGUAACGAUUGCGUCCUUUUUGAAGAAAAUUUGAAUCAAGUAGGAGAUUGGUGUGAUGCAUCGUUAGUCCAGUUGAAGAACGAAAAAUGUCGAAUUGUUCAUGUCACAAGGCAAAAAAACCCUUUGAACUAUGAGUAUAAUCUUGUUGGUAUACCAUUACAGAGUGUUGCACAACAUAAACACCUAGGGGUUUGGUUACAAUCUUCAUUAUCUUGGGAAUAUCACAUUAGCUCUAUCUGUGGACGAGCUAAUCGGAUCUUGGGUUUAAUACGGAGAACAUUUGGCUACAAAAAUCGAAAAGGCGUUGAGGUUGCCUUUAAGUCCUUAGUAAGACCAAUUUUAGAAUAUUGUUGCCAAGUAUGGAAUCCAUACUUAAUUAAACAUGUAAAUGCAAUGGAAAAGAUUCAACGGCGAGCUACCAGAUUAAUAUGUGGCCCAGAUCAACCCUAUACGGAAAGACUAAAGAAGCUCAAGUGGCCGUCGCUUGAGUUGCGUAGAAAGUACCUUUGUCUUGUUCAGUUAUAUAAGAUCAUGUUUGGUUUGUGUGAUAUUGACAAAUUUAAAUAUCUGGAUAUUGUGGGAGAAUCUCGUACUAGAUCAAGACAUAGAUAUAAACUAAGACCAAAGCAUGCACGUACUAAUUACUUUAAGUUCUCGUUUUUCAAUCGCUAUAUUUCAGACUGGAAUUCUUUGCCAUCGGAUGUUGUGGAAGCCACUUCAUUGUCCAGCUUUAAGCAAAAACUAAUGUCGUUUCUACUCCUGAAACAAUGUUAA